UGAGCAUCGGGUUGUGGUUAAUGUUGUCCAAGCUUCCCCAUACCGGCAGUGCGACCGAUGGAGAGUUCCAAGCUUACCGGCGUCACGACCCUACCGAACCAGCGUCUCCUGUGGCCAGAGACCAAUGCACGUCGGCAUCUGUUUCAUGGUCUAUCGGUGUUCCUAGCGUGCUUAGCCGGGUACACAUGGUGGACGCUGCCUGUAUCGACCACAAACAACACAACCAUUCAGCCAUCACAGUCAGAUUUUGCUUGGGAUGAGAUCGUCCCCUCCUCAUCACUGCAAUACUAUGAUUGCUUCAAGGGAUUCCAGUGCGCCCGUCUGGAGGUGCCGAUGGACUACCAUCGUGCGGACGGUCAGGGCCAGCGCUUGGCGAUCGCCAUCACUCGUCUUCCAGCAAAAGUGCCUGUCACAGAUCCACGCUACGGCGGGGCAGUACUAAUUAAUCCCGGAGGCCCUGGUGGCUCUGGCGUUGCCGAAGUACUCCUCGAUGGCAGAAACCUGCAGGCCAUCAUGGAUGCAGAGACAGAUCUCAGUGUCGAACCUCGUGGAGAGUACGUACGCGAUAAGUACUAUGACGUGAUUGGGUUCGAUCCUCGCGGCGUAAACAACACCACCCCGGGCUUCAGUUGCUUUCCCAACAUAUUCGCGCAGAGGAACUGGGAACUGCAGGUGGCGGCCGAAGGUAUGCUGGGGAGUGGGGACGGUGCGUUUCGACGCAACUGGGAGCGUGCCAUCGCUCUCAACAUGGGAUGUUCGAACAACCUGACCACUCCGCCUGAGGGCGGAGAUGAGGCCUUGGGGGAGCACUUGAACACACCCCCGGUGGCCCGGGAUAUGCUGGAAAUCAUUGAGCGACACGGGGAGUGGCGUGAGAAGCAAGGUGUAGCGGCACAGCGACAACAUGACCGGGCCAAUGGGUACGAUCAGCAUCAGCGUUUCGUGGCGCAAACCAGAUGGAGGCGCGGUCAGGAGAAACUACUGUUCUGGGGCCGUUCUUACGGGACUGUCCUGGGCGCCACAUUUGCAACACUCUAUCCCGAUCGCGUAGAGCGCGCUGUACUGGACGCGGUGGUCGACGCGGACAAGUACUAUUUUGAUGAUGGGCCCAACCCCAUUAAAGAUGCCGAUGCCAUCUUCGACCGGUUUACGGAAUACUGCGACACCGUCGGAUCAGAAAAGUGUCCCUUGUAUUCAGAAGGCGGAGCCUCGGCUAUCAAACAAACAUAUCUCGAGCUGGAGGAUGCACUAUAUAACGCCUCCUUGCCUGUGUUUUCAUCAUCUACCCGAGGGCCGGAGCUUGUAACGUGGAGCGAUCUCAAGAAUAUUCUACGGCAGGCCAUGUACCAACCCAUAGAGGGCUUUCCACCUCUUGCACAAUACGCAAGUGAGUUGGCCCGGGGCGAUGGCGCCGCAGUGGCAGAUCUGAAGAGCAGCGCCCGCGUGCCAUUGUGUCCUUCUGCGCAGUGCGUCCAGGCCGGGCCAUGGUCAGCAGUUUGUCAGGUGCCGGAUCAGAAUGAGGUAUAUGCUAGUUCGGCGGUCCUCUGUACUGAUGCAGUCUACCUGCAGAAUAAUGAUGAAGAGAGCUUUCAUCGGUACUGGAAGACAUUGAAAGAAGACAGUUCCAUGUUUGCAGAUUAUUGGGCUGGUCUCCGUCUGGGAUGUGUGAGUUGGAACAUCACACCUAAAUGGCAGAUGUCAGGACUUGUGGGAGGCAAUACGUCCCAUCCGUUACUUUUUGUGAACAACAUCCUUGACCCGGUGACACCUUUGAGCAAUGCACAGAAAAUGUCACAGAGAUUCCCUGGUUCUGCCGUUUUGCAGCAAGACUCGGAGGGACAUUCGACUCUAGCUGCGCCCUCACUCUGUGUUGACAAGGCGAUCCGACAGUACUUUCAAAGGGGGGAGUUGCCGCCGUCUGGGAUGGUCUGCGAGGCCGAUCUCAAGCCUCUAAUUGGCAUUACUGCAACUGCAAAGACCUCCAGAAACGCCAGCGAUCAGAAACGGUAUGAGAAGCUCCUCAAGAAGGCACACAACAGGCCCUGGACGCGAUUACCAUUAUAGUGGAUAUGAUUGGCACCCGCGAUUGCGGGCCGUAGGAUUCCUUGUCUUAUCGUCAUGAACCUGGCCUCCACUUCUCUCUCCGCAUUUUCAAAGGAUCUUGUACUUACUAGUACGAACUCGGGAACAAUAGCGAUAUCCUAUACGACAUGCUUAGAAUACCC
Aspergillus homomorphus CBS 101889 is the source of this 2225-nucleotide messenger RNA. RefSeq names its product putative proteinase. The transcript is spliced from 6 exons. The record is from RefSeq and is a predicted model, not a curated record. NCBI's taxonomy places the organism in Eukaryota, Fungi, Ascomycota, Eurotiomycetes, Eurotiales, Aspergillaceae. Bases 58 to 2064 code for a protein of 668 amino acids.